Molecule: messenger RNA, 2384 nt
Organism: Macaca mulatta (Rhesus monkey)
Lineage: Eukaryota; Metazoa; Chordata; Mammalia; Primates; Cercopithecidae
Gene: SPDYE4
Product: speedy/RINGO cell cycle regulator family member E4
Biological process (GO): positive regulation of cyclin-dependent protein serine/threonine kinase activity
Molecular function (GO): protein kinase binding
Source: RefSeq, a predicted model, not a curated record
CUCUGGGUGCUUGGGAGCUCAGGUGGACAACAGCAACUUCUCAGAGCUGUUCUUCACUCCUAACUUCUCCCGAGCCUCUAAAAGAGAAAUGCGCUCUUCUGGGUCCUAACGGAGUCUGGAAGAAGGCUCUGGACAGAACAGGGACUAGGUUCUGUGGACAGAAACAAAGCGUUUGGGAGAGACUAUGGCCAGUGGUCAAGCGCACCCUCCAUUUGAGGAGGAGAGCCCCCAGCCUAGCACAUCGGUGCAGUCCCCCCAGGUGGUGGCGGAUGAUGAAGUGCCAGGACCAUCAGUCCCUUGGGUAGAUCCCAGCCCCCAGCCUCAAUCUCUUGGCAUGAAAAAGAAGAGGGAAUGGUCAGACGAAUCCGAGGAGGAGCCAGAGGAGGAGCUGGAGUUGGAGCGCACCCCUGAGCCCAAGGACACCUGGGUGGUGGAGAUGCUGUGUGGGCUCAAGAUGAAGCUGACGCGCAAGCGAGCAUCCUCCGUGCUCCCUGAGCACCACGAGGCCUUCAACAGGCUGCUUGAGGAUCCUGUCAUUCAAAAAUUCCUGGCCUGGGACAAAGAUCUGAGGGUGUCAGACAAGUAUCUCCUGGCUAUGGUCAUAGCGUACUUUAGCCGUGCCGGCCUCUUCUCAUGGCAAUACCAACGCAUUCAUUUCUUCCUGGCUCUCUACCUGGCCAGUGACAUGGAGGAGGACAACCAGGCCCCCAAACAAGACAUCUUCUCCUUCCUCUACGGCAAGGACUACUCCCAGCGACCUUUGUUCCACAAGCUUCGCUACCAGCUCAUCUGCUCCAUGCGCUGGAGGACGUGGGUGUCCCCAGAGGAGAUGGAGGAGAUCCAGGCUUAUGACCCAGAGCACUGGGUGUGGGCCCGAGAUCGCACCCUCAUUUCCUAGAGCUCCGGGGAUGUGGAGGCCUGAGGUCAUCGGCCUGAGGGAAGAACACUGGGCCCAGGGGAGAGGGGAAUUUUCAGCAGGAAGUUUAUCCCAACGCUAAUGCCAGACACCAGGAGCCUCCUGUGCAGAUCAUCUAGAAGAACCUGGACUCUUCUAGAAGGAGCAAAAUAGAAUGACCAGGUUUUCCUCCUAGGAGCCGUGGAAGUACUUCUAGGAGUCGGUGGAGGGAAAGUGAGAAACCAGGGGUGUUUCUGGUUCCACCCCUUCCUGCGACACCACCUCCCUUUUCACAUUGCUGAAUCCCAACCUCCCCUGGGCUGGAAGCUGGAGUUCCCGUUUCCUAUGGACUUUGUUGCCACAGUCCAGAGCAUUUGAAGGCACAGCACAGGCGCUCAGAUUGUCACAGAAUUCUUUGUUAAAUAUGAAAUUACUGCCAUAGGAUUUUAAAAGAUAGUUUAAUAGAUACUAUACAUUUUAUUGGUUUAUUUUGAAAAUGUUGGCCAUAGAAUUAUUACUAUGUUGAUUUGAAAUCGUUUGGAAUUUUUGUAGUUUUGAAAACAUGCUGUUCCUAUAGAGUUCUGUGAUGGUCAUUAUAUACAUAUAAAUAUAAUUUAGUUUUCAUUUUUAAGAGAGAAUUCUUUUUAUCACAAAUGUGUUCUCUUUAAAUCGUUUUAUCUAUUAUUACAUGUACUCCCGAAGUGAGCACUCUUGUUAGCUAUGAUACUGACCUAAUAUAUCCAUUAUAUUUAUAGCUAGGUGGUAGUUUCCCUAUGUUCUUAUAAAUUUUCUGUUUAGUGUUUGUUACUGGACUGUGAGAAUUCAGUUGUGAUUUUUAACAUGCCUUACGUAUAUACUAACAUGUCCAAUAUACACUAGACAUUUUAUUUGUUUAUUUUGAAAAUGAUGGGCAUGGCAUUCUUACUACAUUUAUUUAACUAGUUUAGAAAUACAAGUAUUUUUUAAAAGACACUGUUCUUAUGAAGUUGAUGGGUGUUAUACCUGUUAUAUACAUAAAAAUAUAAUUCUGUUUUCAUUUUUAAGAGAGGAUUCUUUUUAUCCUAAAUGUCUUAUUUUUAAAUCUUUUUAUCUAUUAUUACAUGUGCUGCUGAAGGGAGCACUGUUAUUACCUAGGGUAGUUACAUAAUGUAUCUAUUAUAUUUAUAGCUCGGUGGCAUUUCCCCGAAAUUCUUGUAAAAAUAAAUUUAUAUUUGAUGUUGAGUGUUAUUGAAUUGUGAUAAUUCAGAUGUAAUUUUGUCAGCUUGUAUUGAAAGGUUUGUAUGUUCCUUUAAAGAGGGCAUGUGUUUGAAAGGAGGACAGGAGCUGUGUGUUUGAAAGAGGACAGUGCAGUGUGCUGCCCGCGAAAAUGCAAUAAAGAUGAAGUUUUCUCAUCUUCACAAUGAUUGUGACCAUAUUGGUCUGGAUUGCUUAUUUGUUGUCCAGUGAUAUUUUUGUUUAAUGGGGUUUUAGUUAUUUGAACGAAUUAAUU